This is a messenger RNA of Schistosoma mattheei, 866 nucleotides long. Lineage: Eukaryota; Metazoa; Platyhelminthes; Trematoda; Strigeidida; Schistosomatidae. The record is from the annotation of a GenBank genome assembly.
UGUGGCAAAGACUACUUUUUAAAAUUACAUAGCAACUGCUGGUAUCCAAAAAUUCUACUGUUCUGGGACAAAUACACUCACCCAAACUACAAGGUAUACAAAUUCUUAGGUAACUACUAAACUGAGUAGGAUUAAUUCAGUCGAGUGGUUGGACUAUCACCCAUCGGACGUUACCAAAUACCUGAGACCGUACCGAAAAAACAAGAAGCGAGAGCAAAGAAAACAAUCGGUUUAUAAAAGCUUGUGACAAAUUUAUUGGGUACUGAACAGCAGAAAUUAUCUUACACACGAAUAGAUCGAACUAGUCGUCAAUUUGUCAGAUAAAUUACAAAGUUGAUAGGUAUGUUACCAACCAGUAGACCAUUUAUAUGGAUCAGAUUUGGAGAAAACAAAAAAGUAUUAGUCAAUAUGUGGUGUUCCUUUGAAAUUCUACUCAACUAUAUCGUAACCGCUUGCGACAUAGACCCUGAAAUUACAUUUGACUUAUGUGACACUUCGGGAAGGCUUUUAGGAUUAAGUGAUUCACAAAAUUACCAGCAAACUGUCCAAAGUCUUGAAGGUGGUGGCGUCUACAUUCUUGUAGCUAUUGAAGGAGACAAGUCAGAUCAACAAGUGAAUAUCCGACCUAUGCUUGAAAACUUUGAACAGUACUACCCUAACUUAACAGACCAAAUAUUACAAAACCUUCAUGACAAGUCGGAAAGAUAUUCCAAGAAAAAACAUAUGAAGCGGACACCGCUGCCAACAAAGGUGACAACUAGCAGAAAGACAAAAAAGUAGAGCAAAAUGAAAAUAUAAUCUUUUAAUCUCGGUUUUACCAUUACCCAUGUCAACAAGAAAAAAAGACUUUCAAAUGUAGAUAAAAC